Balaenoptera musculus (blue whale) is the source of this 726-nucleotide messenger RNA. Its product is annotated as olfactory receptor 2A2-like. Lineage: Eukaryota; Metazoa; Chordata; Mammalia; Artiodactyla; Balaenopteridae. The record is from RefSeq and is a predicted model, not a curated record. Gene Ontology annotation, cellular component: membrane. Gene Ontology annotation, molecular function: olfactory receptor activity. Gene Ontology annotation, biological process: G protein-coupled receptor signaling pathway.
AUGGGAGGCAACCAGACAUGGCUCACAGAAGUCACCCUGCUGGGAUUCCAGGCUGACCCAGCACUGGAGUUUUUCCUCUUUGGACUUUUCUCUCUCUUCUGUACCCUUACCCUUUUGGAAAAUGGAGUCAUUCUGGGGCUUAUCUGCUUAGACUCAAGACUUCACACCCCCAUGUACUUCUUCCUCUCACACUUGGCCAUCAUUGGCACGUCCUGUGCUUCCAACAAUGUCCCCAAGAUGCUGGCAAAUCUUACAUUUUUAUAUCUAGCCUUUGCUCACACAGAGUGCCUGAUUUUGGUGGUGAUGUCUUAUGACAAGUAUGUGGCCAUCUGUCAUCCCCUACAUUACAUUGUCACCAUGAGCUGGAGAGUGUGCAUUGUCCUGGCCAUCACAUCCUGGGUGUUAAGCUUCCUCUUGGCUCUGGUCCAUUUAGUUCUCUUUCUGAGACUGCCCUUCUGUGGGCUUCAUGGAAUCGACCGCUUCCGUGAAAUCCUGUCCCUCAAGCUGGCCUGUGCUGACACUAGGCUGAACUAAGUUGUCAUCUUCUUGGCCUGUGUUUUUAUCUUUUAUCUUACUCCUGAGUGCCAUUGCACUGGGAACCAUGUUGCUUCUACUGCAAAAGAUCUCAUUAGGAAGAAAUUUCUGGGAACCAUUCUCCCUGUGGCCAUCGGACCAUGUGUUGUACAGUUCUCAGCUGAUGGAUCACUGUGUAACUAUAAAUCUUGA